UCUUGUGUAGAGCGAAGGAAGCGGAGCCGUUAGCUCGAGAUCUGCACUGACAGCCGACAGACUGACAAACAAACCGUCACUCUGCUCCCGACAGACUGCGUUAACGUCAGAAACGGAGAGCAAACAUGCGUUACGAUGUGUCAAGAUGUCUAUCCGAUGUGUUUCGCGGAGGAUAUGUGCUUUUGAAGACGGCAGAGCGCUAAAAACUGACGGCGCCUCAGAGUCGCGCGAGUCCCGCGACUGGAGAGUUUCAACUGCGAGGGCGGCCUGAGGGAAACUCUCACUCCGGGACAUGGCCUUCGUUUAGGCCACGGAGGAUAAACACACGGGCUCGGAAGGAUUAAACACAGCUGGAAUAAAGCUGUCGUUGUGUUUGGAGCUUCAGGAGUUUCAGUUUGAAGGAUUUAAAGGACUAAAAAUGGCGCGAUGAGGACGGAGCUCUGAGGGAGUCUUGCGUUAGCGUGACGCUAACUGAAAGUUACAUGACAUAUUUUCAUAUACAUUGCGUUGCUACGCUUACAUUGGAGAUGUGCGCUGCGCUUUGACGUGUUGAGAUACACUUAAAGUUGUCAAAAUGUCUAAAAUGCCAUCGAAAAAGAAGAGCUGUUUUCAGAUCACCAGCGUAACGCAGGCUGCGCAGGUGGCGGCCAACAGCAACACUGAUGACCCCGACGAGCCCAGGACUGAGGACAUGUCCUCAUCCGAGAUAUACGACAUGUCCAAAGCUGGAGAUUUCGAGCCGGAGACGUGUGAUGUCAGUUUAUCGGAUGAAUCGCUACAUAACGAGGCCGAAACAUCUGGGGCGAGCACCCAAGAUGCUCCCAUAACAAACAUACCUGGUUCUCGCAACGAAAGUGCGGUUCAUAUAAACCCACCUGUCCGUUCAGUCAGUGGGUCUGUAUCUUCCCAGUCUCCGGUUGCAUCUAAUGCACCAUCCAGCAUCCAGACGUCAUCAGUUAGCAGUUCUGCCACAGUAAGUAGCUGCAGCUCCCGUUUCAGGGUCAUCAAAUUAGACCAUGGCACAGGUGAACCCUUCAAAAGAGGUAGGUGGACUUGCACCGAGUUUUACGAGCGAGAUACGGACGCUUCCUCGUCUGGCCGGACUGUGGAUAGCGUUAAACACGCAAGUGAUCACAGCGUGGACAGGGACGGAUUAGGAGUCACCAGAGGUUCGGUGGCUGUGCAUGUUGGGUCUUCAACAUCUGCAGCAGAACCUCAUACAGAUAGUGGCUACUUAUCUGCACCAUCGAACCCGCCUGUGGAGCUUCAGCAACAAACCCUAGGCAUCUCGCAGCAGGGAUUAGGGCUUGUAGCCCAGAAUACCCAUAUCAAAUCUCCAAGCAUGCCUUUGGCAACUCAACCACAGCCAUUUUUCCCAGGCAAACAGGUGCAGAAACCUGGGCAGAUUCAUCAGAGUGUUAUUCCAUCGAAUCAGUCCCAGACGGUCUCGGUGGCUUCGCUUCCGCUCGUGACCCCGUUAAACCAGGGUCCGUCACCUGUCAUGACUCCUGCAGCGGGAAGCACCGCUCACGUGCUUGGAUUAGUUCCCCAGCCCGUGGACGGCAGAGGGCUUCCCAUCAGCCAGCCGGAGCAUGUUCAGGGGCUUUUACAGCAGCCAGGCAUCAGCACGGCUCUAGGGACCGUGUCGGCUGCAGCUGUUGUACAGCAGGCACCAGUGCCGCUCAUUCAGCCGGCGGUAAUCGUGUCUGUCAGCGCCCUUGCUGGGGUCCCUGGUGUGCAAAAUGUGCCUGCUGUUAUGUCCAGUGCCUCUAAUGCCCUCCAAAGCAUGCCAAAACAGACGCCGCAGAAUCCGACUCAGGGAGUCCACGGCGGGUCGCUAGAAGGACUGGGUGCGCAGACGACCCCCGCUAACUUUAGCCAGUUUCCCACCGGCGUCGCCCAGGCCAUGGAGAACCAGAGGAAGCCCGACGGGCUGCUCCAGAGCUCUGUACUCAUAGGAAAAUAUGCCAUCAAACCCCUGAAUCCCGAGGGCUUGCAGCUUCACACACCUGCUGUCAACAGCCUGUUUGGAAUGGCUAUACCCAUUGAUGGGGAUGAGGACAGGAAUCCCUCCACGGCUUUCUAUCAGGCCUUCCCAAACGGCAGGUCAAAGGCCAUCAGUGAUGGUGCCUCUGGCGCCAGUGUUGUGGCCAUUGAUAACAAAAUAGAGCAAGCUAUGGAUCUUGUGAAAAGCCAUUUAAUGUACGCUGUGCGCGAGGAAGUGGAGGUCUUGAAGGAGCAGAUCAAGGAGCUCUAUGAGAGGAACUCGCUUCUGGAGAGGGAGAACGCAGUAUUAAAAUCUCUGGCCAACACUGAUCAGCUGACCCAGCUCAGCUGUCAGCACAACAACCUCGGCAGCACUUCACCCCAACAGACGGCGGUCAACGCCAUCCUACAGGAAGGAAGCAAACUCGUGGCCUUGCCCCCGCAACCCAACGUGUCCACAGCGUGAAGACCAUAAAAAACAUCCAAUCUGCAAAGGAGGUUUUGGUUUGCCACUUGCAGAGAGCCAUGCUUCGUUAUACGUGCUGCUUGGCUUUCCCUGUAUUAGACAAUCAUUUUGGGAGAAGCAAAUUUGGCUCCACGAUGGGUGCGGUAGCUUUCCGUGGGAAUGGGCUGCUGGCAGGCGCGGGCGAAUGUGAAAGAGUUCAGUCGAAAAGUGGAGAAUUAGCAGGAAGCUAAACUAAACAGAUUUAGAUCUGGAAACGGAGAGCAACUACCGUGGAAAGCUUGGGAGAGCCUACAGCAUGAGUCCUUUCGUCGGUUUAGUUUUACUGUUUGCAUAUAUUUAUUAGAGGGCUGCUAUUUUCAUAAUGUAAAUGAACAAUGUAAGAGAGAUCUAUUAUAUAUAUAUAUAUAUAUAUAAGAAACGUUCUUUUGGUUUCUGAAAUGUAAGAUACUUGUUUAACAAGGCAAUAAUGUCCCCAUGGCACAGUUCCAACACUAAAAGUGAUUCAACAGCAUUGCUGAUACACAGUCCUGUAUAGUUGAGUUGGUUCGGGGUUGAAUGUACAUGUGUAUAGAUUGUGAAGUAUUAAAGUAUAGCCAGGUGUACAGGUGAGCAGCAGUUAUCAAGUAUUUUUCUUUCGGAUUUUAUUAAGUGUACUCGCUAUACUUUCCGUAAGUACUUAAAUUCUGGCUUUUCAAUUCGUUUUGUAUUUUCAAUUCGGGAUGGGGGAAGAAGCUGUGAAUUAGUUCGUACAAUGUAUUUGUAACCAAAGAAGAAAAGCUGUGUACAUUUGUUUUGUAGCGCACAUUUUCUUGUUUGUUUGUUCGCUCGCGCUUUUUUUUUUUUUUUGAACUUCGUCACCUUUUGUUUCUGAUUAGCAUGUGCUGCAUGACCUAUCAAGACUAUUUUCUUACCUCAUGUUUUUUAUUCGUCAUAAUUUAAGCAGUCUGUGAACCAUAUGUGAUUAUGGACGGUGAAGGGUGAUUUUUGGAGGGAAAAAACCCGGUAACGUUAACAAAACAAAAAAAAAAUGAGUCAUCUGUUUUCAUUUGCAUGGUGUUGUAAGACUUGAUGUACAAACAAAUGUUUAUUACUUCGCAGGAAAUGUACAAAAAUAAAUGCCGAUUUAUAUUUCCAGGUGUAGUUUACACUGAUAACCUUCAAAGAACGAUAAAAUAAUCAUCGUAAUGAAAUCAAAGCCGCAGAAGUGUUCACAGAUGUCAUUUAUGUAUAGGGUAUGUUAAUUUCUUUUGUGCCUCUAUGGAUGCAGCAAUCUGGAUUAAUAUUUUUUUUGCCCAGUUUGAGCCAAACAGAAAUAUUGUACAAUCACUGUACAUCGGUCUGAAAUUUUUAGGUUUGCUUGUUUUUCUUUUUCGUUGAAGGAAAUGUAGUAUACAAGCAAAAUGUAUUGUACUUGAUCACUGAGCCUUUGAGAAUAUCUUAAAAAUACCCUUGUAAUGUGCUGUUUUGAAAAGUUUAGUUUUCUGUCAGAAAUAAAUUACUGUUCCAUUGAGAACUAAACCAUU
Sinocyclocheilus rhinocerous is the source of this 3975-nucleotide messenger RNA. RefSeq names its product TSC22 domain family protein 2-like. Gene Ontology annotation, biological process: regulation of transcription by RNA polymerase II. The record is from RefSeq and is a predicted model, not a curated record. Lineage: Eukaryota; Metazoa; Chordata; Actinopteri; Cypriniformes; Cyprinidae. Bases 575 to 2452 code for a protein of 625 amino acids. The transcript has 4 exons.